Messenger RNA from Necator americanus (New World hookworm), 228 nucleotides. RefSeq lists its product as uncharacterized. The record is from RefSeq and is a predicted model, not a curated record. The transcript is spliced from 2 exons. Lineage: Eukaryota; Metazoa; Nematoda; Chromadorea; Rhabditida; Ancylostomatidae. Bases 1 to 228 code for a protein of 75 amino acids.
AUGUAUGUGCUAAUGACAUGUUCAAAACAUUUCAGUUCUACAGUGAAAUUUUUCUGGUUUUCAAGAAAGCGAAGCCAUUUAAUUAACAUCAACGAAAAAGUAGUGGAUGUGACAAAAAUGUUGGACCAGAAAUUCAUCGUUCGUGUGAGCAUGCUGUACGAUUUCAAGCAAGGCAACAACGCGACCGAAUCUCUUCCAACUCUGCACUCGAGCUUUGGACUGGACUGA